Helobdella robusta is the source of this 306-nucleotide messenger RNA. RefSeq lists its product as hypothetical. Lineage: Eukaryota; Metazoa; Annelida; Clitellata; Rhynchobdellida; Glossiphoniidae. The record is from RefSeq and is a predicted model, not a curated record. The transcript has 3 exons. Bases 1 to 306 code for a protein of 101 amino acids.
AUGUUUCAUUACGUGACCAGUUGCCAUGAGACUAACAAUCCAAUUGGCAGAUUUAGUUUCUUUGGUCUGCUUCUGCACGGAGACUUCAAAAUUGUACUCGCCAAGGUGGGGAGAUCUGGAGUGGGGGAGUUUGGGAAUUUUUGUUUGGAUGGUGGAAGUUCUGAAACAAUUCAGUUAUCCAUCAGUUAUCCAUCAAUCAUCCAUCCUAACAUCAAGUCCAGCAAAUUCCUGGUAGGGACUCAGGGUGCUGGUCACGUGAGGUGGACUACUUCCGGUUACGUCAUCGGAGAUGUACGAGGGCUGUAG